AUGGCGAUCCUCGACACAAACUCCAGCCGCUGGAUCCUAUUGCUCUUGCUCUUGCUCCAACACGCACCGUACGGAUCCGGCCAGACCACGCCGCCUGGACCGCAGACGAAAGCCAACGACCCUGUUGUUAUAGUGAUCACGGUUAUGUUCUUCGCCAUCUUCGUCAUGGUCUUCGGUUCCAUCUUCUGCCGCCGAAGCAACGCGCCGUUUUACUCGCGGCCUUCCGUUUUCCGAUCCACCGACGCAGAUGCCGAAGCCCGCGUAGUCAGGAUCAGGAGGUUGACGGCGCGUGGACUCGACGCGGAGACCAUCGAGUCCUUUCCGACGUUUGUCUACUCGGAGGUGAAGACGGUGAGGAUUGGGAAAGGCGGUGUCGAGUGUGCGGUUUGUCUCUGCGAAUUCGAGGACGACGAAACGGUGCGUUUGAUGCCUCCUUGUUGCCACGUGUUCCACGCCGAUUGCGUCGACGUCUGGCUUUCCGAUCACUCCACGUGUCCUCUCUGUAGAGCGGAUCUUCUUGUCCUCCAGCAACAGGAUGGUGACGAGAGCUGCUUGGUUCCGGAUCCGGGUACGGUGUCGUCGGGAACGGAUCCUGAGAGAAGGGUUUUGGAAUCUUCGGACGCGCAUUUGCUGGAAGGCAUGACGUGGACCAAUAAUAACAUAACACCUCGGUCAAAGUCAACAGGAUUGUCCAGCUGGCGUAUCACCGGUAUUUUGUUUCCGAGAUCUCACUCGACCGGCCAUUCACUGGUUCAGCCGGCAGGGGAUUUCGACCGGUUUACGCUGACGUUACCGGAUGACGUACGGAGGCAACUGAUGAAGACGAGGACGAUUAGACACGUGGCGUUACCUCAGGCGAGGAGUUCACGCAGCGGAUACAGAAGCGGUAGCGUCGGGAGCAACAGAGGUGUUUUCUCGUACGGACGGAAGAAUAAUAAUUUCAAUCGACGGCUACAUUCGCUGUCUUUCUCCUUCUCUUUCCGGAGCGGUUCCGUACUGUCUUCUUUCAGCGGAGAUGCGGCGGCUCCGCCGAAGAAUCUUCCGGCAUCGAUUGAAUCUGGUGAACGGUCUUUCGAACGACUCCGACCAGAUGAUCGAGUGUGA
Thlaspi arvense is the source of this 1104-nucleotide messenger RNA. The record is from the annotation of a GenBank genome assembly. Lineage: Eukaryota; Viridiplantae; Streptophyta; Magnoliopsida; Brassicales; Brassicaceae.